GUGUUACGCACAGUUGGAGCAGCUCCUCAGUUCGCACUGAGCACAGUUAGCUUUGACGCUUAGCACACACACACACUCCUGCCCACAGAGAGAGAGAGCGAGAGCGAGAGAGGGAGAGAGAGAGAGAUGUAGCUUCGUCGUCAGUCGACUCUGUGUUUCGCUUUCAGGGCCUAUACAAGUAGCCAGGGAGGGGAGUGAAAUAGUCGACGGGGCGGUGUAUUCAUUCAGUCGGCACCUCGCAGCGAAAAAGAACGACGAGGCGACUCAGAUUGGAGCUAACGUUGGUUAGCCGCUAAUGUUAGCCUGCCAGCGCCAUGGCCCACAAGUGUAUCCCAUAUGAUGUAAGGCACAUCCGCCCGUAGAGACUAAGAUGUCUGAAGUUCAGGCCACAGUGGAGUUCUCUGUGGAGCUCCACAAGUUCUACAAUGUGGACCUGUUCCAAAGAGGGUUCUACCAGAUGCGUGCCAGUCUUAAGGUGCCGCCCCGCGUCCCACACAAAGUUGAGACCAGUCUUCUUCACCCGGGAGGCUCCGACCUGGCGUUUCCAGCUUCAGUCCAGGACGACGUCAUCUGCAGCAAAACGUUCCAAAUCCUCUAUAAGAACGAAGAGGUCGUAGUCAACGAUGUCCUCCUCUUCAAAGUGAUGAUGCUGCUAGACGAGAAGAAGGUGGAAGAGUCCCUCAGUGACAUGGAUUUCCAGCUUUUGUUGGAUUUAUAUUUCACAGAUGGUGAUUACACGCCAGAUGAUCCGGGAACGCUACAGAACAUCAGUGGCCGCACACUUCGUUUGCACUUUAGCCUUCAGCGAGGCAUCCACCAACACAUCAAUGUCAUGUUUGACUACUUCCACCUAUCUGUCAUCUCUGUAGCUAUCCAUGCCUCUCUCGUGGCACUGCAUCAGCCGCUUAUUAGUUUCCCUCGGCCUGUGAAGACCACAUGGUUAAACCGCAACGCUCCAGCACAGAGCAAAGACUCUGUCAUCCCGCCUCUGGAGAGCGUGGUGUUCGGCAGCAGUUAUGUCAAGCAAGUAUCACCAGAUGGCAGGACGUUCCUGGUGUCUGACCCCUGUUUGCAGCAUGCUUUCAGUCUGCACCAUAACCUUUGCUCCAAUCUCCUAAUGGCCUACCGGGGGCUCUUUGACUACUUUACGUCUAUCACCAAGGACCUGCCCUCCUCCCAUCGCAUGGAACUCGCCAAGCCCAGCAUGCAAGUCCUAUAUGAGCGAGUACUCAGAAGACCCUAUCCCCGAAGUCAAAGACACGUCUACAUAGAGCAACUUGACUUAGAGGCCCGUCUAACUGAGUUAUGUGAACAAGUCAAGCAGAAAGCGGAGUCUCCUGACGAGCUAGCAGAACUAGUAAAUAUGAAUCUGGCUCAGCUUUGCUCUCUGCUCAUGGCUCUCUGGGGACAAUUCCUGGAAGUUGUCUCCCUGCAGGAACAUGUUGCUGCCCUACUAGCUAUGGAGCACCAUACACUAAGGGUGAGGCGGUUUGCUGAAGCUUUCUUUUGUCUCGAACAUCCGAGACAAUCUGCGCUGGCUUAUCAGGAGCUGCAUGCUCACAGUCACCAACAGAUGACUAAUGCUAUAAAAAGCUCCAGCUAUUUCUUGUCUUUGCCUCCACUUCCGGUGGAAUGUGCAGACCUGGAUGGAGAUGUUAGCUCCCUGCCAAUCAUCUUUGAAGACAGAUAUCUGGAUUCAAUCACUGAAGAUCGUGAUGGGCCCUGGCUGGGAAUGCACAAUACAAGGACUGGCUCAGUUUCCAGUAAAACCGACAAGGCCAGUGCCAAAGACUACAGUGCAGCAGCUAGCCCUAUACCUGAAACAAGAUGCACCCCUAUGGAUAACCCCUGGCCAGACACCUUUGAUCCUCCGCCUAAGUCCAAAGGCAAGUCAGUCAAACUAAAGAAAAAUUCAAAGACUGAGAACUCCAAGAAAUUGACAAGACAGGGCUCCAAGGAUUCUGUGGUUUUGGUGGGCUAUAAGAACCUCAAAGCUCCUUAUGGCAACACCAGCACAAAGUACAAGGAAGGGGAACCGCCCCUUAACCAAGACGAGGAACGAGAUACCUUGCAGGGGGACUCGAGUUAUUUAAGGACUAAUGUCAGUUCUUUUUUUGACUCUGUUGCCACAUCAGCACUUUCUGGAGACCACGCUGAUGAAUCUGUCACGGAUAACAGUGUAACUAAUGCUGCUUGUCAAAAACAUUUUUUUAAAACUCCUACCACCUCGGACGCGCAGAAUAAUCCUCAGGCUGGUACUGGGGCUUUUGCUGCAUGCAACCAACCAAUUCAAAAAGAUCGGCAAGUUGACCACAGUGGCCCAAAGCUGCCCCAGUUGUUUGUAGGGGUCAAGCAAAUUGAGGGGAAAUCAAGUAACAAGGACCCAUACCAUGCUAAUAAAGUAGUGGUUCCUCCAAACAGUCGGACUGAUGGAUCUUCUGGUAGUAAUAUUCCUGAGAUCACUCAGACAAACCUUUGUGACUCGCAACAGCCUACGGUUGAAUCUGUGUUUGAAAGGCCGGGAAAAGAAGCAGCGCAGCGUAGCCAGCCCAGUGCGGUUUCAAUACAGGUAAAGAGCGAUUGUAUCAGACUGGCAGAUGGACGACUCCCCAGCGUCUCAUCUCGUCUCUCCGACUCGGGCAUUGAGAGCGAACCCAGCUCAUUUGCUACUCAGCUCGCUUUGGGACCGCAGACCUGCGUGGGACUUGGUGUCUCCGAAUCAGGUAUUGCAGCCCCGCAACCUGAGAGGGCUCUCCAGAGCCCCGCACCGCGACCUGUUCAGCAAAGCACGGUGCAAAAGCCCAGUGGGACGGGAGAAGUGAUGUGCCCAGAAAGUACUAGUGCUGUUAGUGGAGUCCAGUCCUCUCUCACUUCCAUCAACUCCUUGCCCUCAGAUGAUGAGGGUGAAGGUUCUUCCCGGGGCUCCAGUGGAGCAGAAGUCCGAGGCAGGAAGUCCAGUGUAUUGGUGCAAGAGCAGAGUUUAGUCUUCUCUGGAGAUAUCGCUAAAACUGAAGUGGCCUGCAACCUUGAUUCUAACGCAGGUGAUUCCCAGAUUUCCCAGGUGAAACUGGCCUUUGACACAGAUGCAGACCCCAAAUUAAUAGGCAUUUCUGAAUUCGGACCAGCGGAAGCAGGCGGCUCUGGGACUGUUAAAGAAUCCCGUAGUGAACCCCACACAGCUUGCCCCUCCAGCAACUCUGCCACCAGUAGCACUGACCUGGUGAAACGCGGGAUGGUAGAGAACUACUUUGGCUCGUGCUCUAGCACAGACGUGUCUGAAAUCAGCCCUGUGGAAACGUCUGCCAUCACGCUGGGGAUCCAGGCAGGACCACAGGUUGAGGAGGACGAGGACGAGACGGAGCAUGAGAUGAUCGAAAACGGUUACUACGAGGAAGGUGACGGCUACGCUUUUGUGAACGGUGUUGCCGACGACGAGCAAACUGGGGUCGGGGACACAUCAGCUCAAGAGACGAGUCUCUUGUUCGAACAGCUGGGCAUUGGCUACCUCCAUGAAACAAAGGAUAUAUCAAAAGCUCCCAUCUGCUCCAACGUAGCCUCCGGCAGUGCUGGAUAUAACUUGGGAAGACCUUCCUAUUCCUCUACCUCCCUUUCUUCUAACCUGCAAUGGUAUGAAUGUGCACCCACACCACAGAUGAAAGCGUUCAUCAAGGCCAAGGAAGAGAUGAAGCAGCUGAGGCUCCCUGGUUUCUUGUACAGCGAGGUGCCUGAGCUGGCAUCCACUGUGCCCUAUUUUAGCUUGGAGGAAGACGAAAGCUGUGAAGAAGGCAUCCACCUCAUAGUCUGUGUCCAUGGGCUGGACGGAAACAGUGCUGAUCUGAGACUGGUGAAAACUUAUCUUGAGCUUGGACUGCCUGGUGCUCGUAUAGACUUCCUCAUGUCGGAGAGAAAUCAAAAUGAUACCUUUGCUGACUUUGAGUCAAUGACAGACCGACUACUGGACGAAAUAGUCCAGUACAUUCAAAUAUACAACCUCACAGUGUCCAAGAUAAGCUUUGUUGGUCAUUCUUUAGGGAACCUCAUAGUUCGCUCAGUUCUUACCAGGCCCAGGUUCAAAUGUUACCUCAGCAGGCUCCACACCUUCCUCUCCCUCUCUGGACCUCACCUGGGCACACUGUACAACAGCUCUGCUCUGGUUAAUACAGGCCUUUGGUUCAUGCAGAAGUGGAAAAAGUCAGGGUCACUCCUGCAGCUGACGUGCCGUGAUCACUCAGAUCCUCGCCAAACUUUCCUCUAUAAGCUCAGCAAGAAAUCUGGUCUGCAGUUUUUCAAGAAUGUGGUGCUGGUGGGGUCACUGCAGGAUCGCUACGUCCCGUAUCAUUCUGCUCGAAUAGAAAUGUGCAAAACUGCGUUGAAGGACAAACAAUCAGGUCCUGUGUAUGCAGAAAUGAUUGAGAACCUGCUGCUGCCGGUACUUCAGAACAAAGACUGUAAUCUGGUGCGAUAUGAUGUCAUUCACGCCCUGCCCAACACAGCCAACUCCCUUAUCGGCCGGGCUGCCCACAUCGCUGUCCUCGAUUCUGAGAUCUUCCUGGAGAAGUUCUUCCUCGUUGCAGGCCUCAAGUUCUUUCAGUAGAGCUGUGGCAGAAUCGUUUGGCUGGACAAGAGGAACUCGGCGCUAAUACCUCACUACAACUAAAUGGUAUUCUGACCAUGGUAUACAGAUUAUCCCUUGUUUUGUUUUUUUGUUGUUGUUGUUUUUUUUUUAACAAUUAAUUUUACAAAUUCAUAAAAUUCAAAAUUCACAUUGUUUUUCUUAUUGCAUUGUUUAUAUUUCAAUCACAGUGGAUAUGGAUUUUACCAUUUUUAUUUUUUCUACUACCAUUUUUUUUUUUAACAUUUUAAUUUUUUUUUUCUGUGUUGGAAAAUGUAUUUCUCCGGCACAUGGUAUAUUUUCAGUGUUAAUUUAUGUGUUAUGUAUGUACUUUUAAUAAUUUCACUCCAAGUUAAUCAAUUAAUUUUUGAUGCCGAACUGGAAAUGUAGCUGCUACGAAUAUGAAAUAGCCGUUUUGGUGAGCUGGCCCAAGUCAAGUCUGCACAUACUGUCCUCACUGUUGCAAAUGUUUUCCCACCAAUAUUAAGAGACACUGCAUUAAUUUGCACCACUACUACAUUUUACAAGCUUUUGUACUGAAAAUGGUCAUUUGUACAAGUUACUUUUUUAUCAAAGAUUUUCCAUCAUUUUUAAAGGCAAAGACGAUUACAUUUGAAAUAGGAUUGUUGCUCAGACUUUGCAGCCUUGGCUUUGGUCUUAAUACUUAAUGCUGUUCCUUGACAUUGCAGCAUUCUGCACAUUUACCCAGCCUGGUGUUGGGAGAGUAAAGCUUUGCCUACAACAUAAUGGCAUUUUAUUACAGGGGUUUAAGCAAUGAUCAAGCACAUGUGGGUAGUAAGAACUUGUUGAGAGUAUGUGGUUGAUAAUUUGGUGAUUAUUUAUGUUUAAACUGGAAAGUAUUGGUUGGGAUUAAGAAAUGUCUCUUGGACAGUUGUUUAUAUAUCAUCAUACUCUACCAUUAAAUAUGCAUAUUAUGAAAUAAGUUGCAUGCCUUUUCUUUCUUCAUUCUGCUCAUUUCUAGAUUUGGAGAGAAGAUGUCACUCCUGAAGGUUCCGAGAACAAUCCUCUGAAGUGCUCUCACAUCACCUACUAAUACAAUGUUGUCUGACAAAUGUGACUAAAAGAUUUAAAAGUUUGAAUUGA
Messenger RNA from Mugil cephalus (flathead mullet), 5716 nucleotides. RefSeq names its product family with sequence similarity 135 member A (gene fam135a). The coding region runs from base 371 to 4594 and encodes 1407 amino acids. The transcript is spliced from 21 exons. The record is from RefSeq and is a predicted model, not a curated record. NCBI's taxonomy places the organism in Eukaryota, Metazoa, Chordata, Actinopteri, Mugiliformes, Mugilidae.